Molecule: messenger RNA, 1331 nt
Organism: Meloidogyne enterolobii
Lineage: Eukaryota; Metazoa; Nematoda; Chromadorea; Rhabditida; Meloidogynidae
Source: the annotation of a GenBank genome assembly
CUCUAUCUUCCUCUACAAACAAAAAAGAAGAGGAAAAAAGGAAAAAAAGAUUAAUGGGACAUUUGAUCUCAGUUCCACAGCAAUGCUCUCAACUGUUUCAUACCCCUUUUGUUAAUUCUUCAACUUCUCAACUAUUUUCUCAAAAUUGUACAAAUAAAAAUUUUGAAAUGUUAAAUAAUAAUGAAGAUGAAAUUGAUGAGCAUAUUCCGACAACACCAGACCCAAAUUCCUUCAAAUUACAACCACACGAAUUAAAUCAAUUCCCAGAUGAAAUUUUUGAUAUUGUCAGCAAAGUUGGAGAAGGUUCAUAUGGGUCAGUCCAUAAAGCAUUACAUAAAGCAAGUGGGCGAUCUUUGGCGAUUAAAAUGGUUCCAGUAGAUACAGACUUACAAGAAAUAAUUAAAGAAAUUACAAUAAUGCAGCAAUGUGAUUCUCGGCAUGUAGUUAAAUAUUAUGGAAGUUAUUUCAAAAAUUCUGAUCUCUGGAUUGUAAUGGAAUAUUGCGGUGCUGGUUCCGUUUCUGAUAUAAUGCGUUUAAGACGUAAAACUUUGGACGAAUUCGAAAUUAGUGCAAUAUUAAAAGACACACUUUUGGGGCUUUUUUAUCUUCAUGGAAUGAAAAAAAUACAUAGGGAUAUUAAAGCAGGAAAUAUUUUAUUAAAUAUGGACGGAAAUGCAAAAUUGGCAGAUUUUGGAGUGGCCGGGCAAAUAACUGAUACAAUGGCUAAGAGAAACACUGUUAUUGGAACCCCUUUUUGGAUGGCCCCAGAAUUGAUACAAGAAGUUGGUUAUGAUAUGAAAGCAGAUAUUUGGUCUUUGGGAAUUACAGCUAUAGAAAUGGCCGAAGGAAGACCUCCACAUGCAGAAAUACAUCCAAUGAGGGAUUGGAGUCCGUCAUUUCUCGAUUUAAUUUCAAAAUGUUUGGUUAAAAAUCCGGAAGAGAGGACAACGGCUAAAUGUUUACUCGAGCACGAAUUUAUAAAAUCGGCUAAAGGAGCAAAAGUAUUGAGAGAAAUGAUUGCAAAUGCUCAAGAUGUUGCUGCACAAUAUUUAUUGCAAGAAGCGCAAUAUUCCCACAUCCAACAACAGCAAACUUCAAUUUCAGAAUUCGAUACAAAUUCAACAAUGGUUUCAAAUUCAGAAAGAAAAAAUUCUUCAACCAAAAAUAGUUUAAUAAUUAAUUCAGAAACUAUGGGUAGUGGAGUUAAUAAUAAUGAUACAUUAUUAACUAAUUUUGACGAUGGAACCUUGAUACAAUAUGGGGAGAGUAUUAGACAUGGUAAGGGGAGGGGAGAGGAGAGGAGAGGGGAUUCUGAAAAAAUCAGAAUUUAA